This is a messenger RNA of Cinara cedri, 8014 nucleotides long. Lineage: Eukaryota; Metazoa; Arthropoda; Insecta; Hemiptera; Aphididae. The record is from the annotation of a GenBank genome assembly.
AUGUCACGACCUACGGUGCUGUUAAUAAAUGAUAAUUUUCCGAAAAAAGCCAUCGAUUUGUUACGUACGAGGUAUUUAGAAUAUAUUUUUUGGUUAUCAUUAAAACGCAAUCAUAAUAAUAUAGGUAACAUAUUUUAUUAAUUCAAUAAUUUGUUGUUGUAAAUGCGUAACUAUGCUGUUCAUAACGUUCAGUAGUCAUAUAUUUAUUUAUAUUUUUUUUACAUGUUUAUUGAAAUUUAUUUGCAUCUCAAAAGUCCUUCAGUAAAUAACGAGUGAUAAGUUACAUAUAAACAAUGUAAUUUACCUAUCCGAUUUGAAUACAGAGAUUUUUAAUAUUAAUCUAGAUAUGCAUAUUACUAUAUUAAUUAUAUUUUACAAUUUCAAAGGAAAAACGGGACCGACUGGUCAAAUUGAUGGGUUGAAAUAAUUUUUAAACGGGGACAUCAUAGAAAAUAUCUCGCAUCAUAUUAUUAGUAACGUGUUGAACAUUAAAUAGACGUAUAAAGCGUUUUUAUACGAACAUUGACAGUUUUUACUUCUUUUCGUGUUUUUUUUUUCUUUAGUGCUUAUAGGUAUAGUAUCUAUGAACAUUAUUAAUUUUACAUAAGAAUAUAAAUUUAAAUUUAAUGUAAUCUAAUGUUAAUGUAAUUUUCCAUUAUUCGAUUAAAUACAAAUAUGUAUUUUGUAUUUGAAUAGUAAAAAAAAGAACUUAAUUAUUAUUAAAUUCACAAGAAAAAAAAAAAGACCGUGAUAUUUUUAUCAGCUUAUACCUUAUACCAUUUCAAACAUUUUCUCGUUUUUUUCCAAAUUUUCUGUAAAAAAUUGUGGGAAAAUCGAAAAAUAACCUCUCUAAAGUACCUCCCCAGUCAGAUUCCUUUAAAAAAAAACUGCUGUCAUUGUAAAUCGGAGCGAAAUUUCUGGUAGAAAAACUAUUUACAGGAAAAAUAAGGUUUAAAAAAGGUGCUUAAACUAAAAAUUGGAACAAGAUUUUUUGUAGAAAAGUUGUACAUAGAAAAAAAAAUGAACAUCUUUGUAAAACUAUAAGCGUCUUUGCUCCACUCAGAAUCUAAAAUAACGAUAUUUCAAAAUAUGUAAUAUCGAACUUCGCUCCAAAUUGUUUUUCGUUAGCAAUGAUAUUUGUCGUUGCGUUCAAAUAUAAAUUAAACAACUCCUUGUAUCCUAUCUUCCCAACUAACCACCUACAACAGAGACAUACUCGUCCUCAGUAUCAGUUCUUUUAGAUGCUGAGUGAAAAAAGAAAUGUAUUGGUUUUACAAUGAUGUUUAUUAUAUUUUUUUUUAAACCUGUGAACAACUUUUCUACCAGAAAUUUUGCUCCGAUGUUCAGGUGUAACACAUUUUAUGAAAGCAAAUCUGACUGGGAUGGUACUUUAGGGAGGUUAUUUUUUGAUUUUCCCAGGGGUUUUCAUAAUGUAUGUGAACAAACGUGGAAAAAACGGGAAAUUUACGAAAUGUUUCAAAUCAAAAAUAUGGCCUUUAAAACAUGUUUAACCGAACUCCACUCAGAAUCGUUUUUUGUUAGCAAUGAUUAAUCUUUGCUUAUAGAUAUACAUUUAAUUUCCCCCUUACCUUCUCAACUUUUCCUUUAUAACAGUGGUGUACCCUUCGUGCGAAGUAUGUCUGUUUUUAAUACUGUACAUAAUAUACAGAGUGAUUUUUUUUAUUAUGAACCAGCAAUUAUCCCGGAGUUUUUUUAGUGAAUUUGAUUUUUGUUUUUUCUAAUCGUGAAAUCGUUCAAACUUUAUUUAAACCAUUUUAAAUUUUUUACCCCUACUAUAUAUACCUUAAAUAAGUACAUACUUUUGAUUUUUAAAUAGGAAACCCCCCCCCUUUUGAACACAGAUUUGAAUAGAGAAUUUUUUUCUAGAAACUUUGAUGUGCCUAACACUAAUAUCAGAUUUACUGUUUAUGAGUUAUAACAGUUUAAAGUUUAGACCUCUAAAUACCUGGGAAUCCAGGUUAUUUAGACUCCUUUGAUAACUAGUUCUCCUGCAGUCAAUUAGAUCCACGGAGUAUGGAUUACAAUGUGUGUAGUUUUUUCCAGUAAUUGAUCAAUAUAUUUUAAGUUAUAAAAGUAUAUUAAUAUAGAUAAAAUCUAAAUGUCGUCCAAGGAUAAUGGGGACGGGUGCAGCCGCUGUUAUAGAUAAUGUAAUGUUUACAUGUAAGCAACGAUAAACCACUAUUUAUGAAAAAACAAUUCUGAGCGGAGUUCAGUUGAUAGUGAUGUGUUGUCAACAAUAUAUGUGCCAUUUUAUAGUAAAAUAAUUAAAUAAGCUUGCAUAUUUUUUUUAAUAAUAUUUGUUUAAUAUUGUACCGAUUUUCCCAGUUUACCUAUACGUUUUUCCCGGUUUGCCAUGUUUUAUCUUGAUUUUUCACUUUAAUUUUUACAUAUUUUCCCGGUUUUCUUCCGUUUUUUUUCGGUUGUUUAAAUUUGAGAAGAAAAUCGAAAAAUGACCUCUUUAAAGUACCUUAGAAAAAUUGCUAUCGUUAUAAGUUGGAGAAAAAUUGAUGGUUGAAAAGUUGUGUACAGGAAAAAAAAAUCGCCACUGAGUUUAUACACAGUUUAUAAAUGUGUAGUAAAUGUAUAAUGUGUAUAAUUCCAAUUUUCAUUUCACGAUUUAUACUGCUCGUGCAAAUAUAUUGUGUAAUACUUGUUAAACUCGACAUUGCGUUUUAUUAAAUUAAAAUUAAUUUUUUUUUUUUUUUGAAUAUGGUUACGAAUACAUUUUUGAAUCUUUUUUUUUUUGGUUUUUGUGAAUGCAUUCUUUGUGGAAAAAAUUAAUUUUAUACGCAAAUUCAUUCGAUUUUGAACUCAAUGAAUGUAAAUGCGAAUGCAUUUAUUUUUAAACGAAUGUUUCAAGCCCUGUAGGUAGUGUUGAAUCCAUGUAUAUCCGUAUAUGAAUCCAUAUAUGUCAUAUACUCAUAGUUCAGAGGAGUGAUAGCUCACCCCCGGACUUUUGUUUGCCCCUCUGUGUAAAUGAAUAAUUAAUUAAAAAACUAAACAAAUUUGACUGGUCUUAUAGUAACAGGGUAGAUUAACAACUAGCGUAAUAUUAUAAGUAAAUUCAUGGUCGGUUAUCGAAUGUUUUGUUUUUGAAAUAUUUUUAUAUUUUUAAAAAACGGUAAAGAAAUAGUACACAUUAUCAACAUGUAGGUAACUUACUUGUGAUAAUUACAGAUUCGACUUGGAGGUGUGCAAAUCAAGUAAAGGCGAUGGAUUUAUAAACACUCAAGAUAUUGUCGAUUGUGUUCCCGGAAAAUUCGCGAUUUUCUGUAUUUCUAGUACUCAGAUAAACGAACAGAUCAUAAAAGCUGCCGGUUUGUGAUUUUCUAUAAUCUAUAACAUAACCGAAUUAUAUAUUGAAUUUUUCAAUUUUGAACUACCUAUUUAUAAAUGUAAAAAAAGCCAUCUGAUACCUAGGUGUAUAUACUGCCCAUCUGUAGGCUACUGUUGUAAGUGUGAAGACUGAGAAGUUAGGGUAAUUUAGUUUAAAUCCUAAAUUCAACAAAAGAUUAUUACAAACAUAAUACCUACGAUUUCGAGUGGAGCUCCAAAUAUAUGAAUGAUUCACAAUAUUUGAUUAUAAAAUAUAAGUUGUAUUUUUAAAUUGUUACAAUUUUUUACCCAUUGUUUGCAACUUGAAAACAAUUAAACAACAUUUACCAAAAAAAAUGAACUACAUACAUUUGUAUUAUAAAUAUUAAAGACAUGUGAAGUAAGUGAUUAAAACUUAAAAGUGAGUAUCUUUCGGAAAUCGAUGAAAAGACCUAUAUUCUACAAAUUCGUUUGGUUAUACCGGUAUAAAUUUCCUUUUGAUAAUCAUUGUGAUGUAAAAUAAAGAAAUUCUUUGGUGAUACCGAUUCAAAAUUUUUGUUAUACCUACCGGUAUAGUUUUUCUGACCCGCCUCGCGACAUGGGUCAAAUAUUUUAUACCGGUAUAAUCCUUAUUCUUUCUUAAUGUUCCCAUCGCGAUGGGCGAGACCCGUUUCGGCCAAAACAACCUUUCCCUUUCGGUCAUUCUGUAAUAACGUUAAUGUUAUUCGCCCUAUACACUAUUUUGGUCAUAAAUGUAAGAUUUUUAAAUUAAAAAAACCAAAGUACAUACAAAUAUAAACAAAUUAAAUUACGUUUCUAUUUUGUUUUAAUAUAGUAGGGUGAAUGAUUAUAUUUUUUUACAAAUUUCCUUUUUUAUUAUAGUUAAUUUAGGUACAAUUGAAAAAAAAUAUAUGAAAUUAAUUCGUAUGGGUCGUAUUCGAUCCGUAUGGGACAUGGCAAUAAUAAUAAUAUAAAAAAUUUAAAACAAAAUUUGAAAAAAAAUAAAAAUGUAUACAAUUUUUACAAAUAGAUAUAAUAUAUUCAUUUUUUUAUAAAUAUAGUACGAGCGCUUAAUAAGUUCUAUACGCGCAAUUUCACCUUUUUGAUAUAUUGUUGAUAGGAUUUUUAUCUUGGCAGUUCCUAACUUUUAAAUCUUUUGGACAUUUUGAGAUGCCCACACUUUGCAAUUUGAUGUAAGUUUCUUUUUGGAAUUCAUUUAUAACACUUAACCAAUACAUAAUUGAAGAGAAGUUUUUGUAGAAACUUUGAUUGAAAUGGGAAUGGAAAGACUUGCAUGCAUUUGUCGUUUUUGUUAAAUCAGAAUUCCUGAUGCCCAAAUAAUAGGAGAAAAUAUGUUUUUUUCACUAAUAUAAGUGUCUGUUAAGUAGUCACAGUACAAAUCUUAAUCUUAUAUAAUCAGGACGAAUCGACAUUAAGUUCUCAACAAAAUAAUCUUCUACAUCUACUGGGUUCAAAAAUAAUAAUUUCAAAAUAUAUUUUAUCCAAUUUCCUAUAUCGGAAGUAUUGUUUUUAUAUUCAUUGACCAAUCCUAAGGUUUGAACUUGAUGAAACCAAGACUGUUAGAUGAAAUCUACAGCCAAUAAUUUUUGAAUUGGGCCAUACUUAUCUAUUACAGCUUUGUGUAUUGAUAUCUCAAAAUCGACUGUCACAAAUUUUGGGGAAAAUAAUAAAUUGAAUUUACUACAAAUACGUUGAAGCGUAAAUGUAUAAGUUUCCAAUGGCUUGUUUGGAAAUAGGCAAAAAAUAAGAUAUUUCCAAUUUCCCGCUUAUUAAUAUUAGUAUAGUAUUAAUUUGGUUAGGUACUUUAAUUCAAUUGUCGAUAUUAAUUGUUAUAAAUUAAAUUAUUACUAUUAUCAUUUAUCAGUUCGUUUAUUAUUUCGAAGGGGAAAUAAGAGGGGAUGAAACCGGUGUAAAUAGUAUGCACCGUAUACACGUGAUGGUGUAGAAAAAUUAAACCGGUGUCGUUCAUUUUAACACCGGUUACAACAAAAAAUUUCUCAAAUUCACACUUGUUUUGAUUUUCAAAGGGAAAUUUACACCGGUUUGUACCAACGAAUUUCUAUUAAGUGUACGAUGUGAUAACAAAUAAGUAUGGUCUAUUGCAGUGAUAAUGAUAUUUCGAACGUUGUACAAACUACAUCUAGAAAUUCGUAACUGGUAAUAAAAACCGGUGUAAAUUUCCCCUUGAAAAUUAAACCGGUGUGAAUUUGAACAAUUUUUUUGAAGUAAUCGGUGUUAAAGUAAACGACACCGGUCCGCACCAUCACAUGCAUAUGGUGCAAACUAUUUACACCGGUUUCAUCCCCCUCGAAAUAGUAAACGAACAGAUAAAUAAUAAUAAUAAUAAUUUAAUUGAUAAAAAUUAAUAUCUAUUCAAAAUCAUUUUUAUUAAGUACUUAUUAGCGGGAAAUUGAAAGUUUAAUAUACUAAUAAUUUAAAUAAUUGAUUAUUGUUUAAUUGAUAGUAUCAACAUUGUUAAUUUUGAACAAUGGUGGAGAUACACCGAUUUCCAUCGUCGAAUAUCUAUACUGGUGUAGAAUAAUGAAUUUCUGAUAAAGCUUGAAAGUUUUGGUAAUGAUGCCAUAAGAAAGUAAAUUAAAAAGACAAUAAAAAAGGUGUCUUAUGAUUUUUUAAUUAAAUCAUUUUUUCUGGUAGAUAAUGUCCGUAUUUUUAUAAAAUAAUGAAAUCGUGAAAUUGUACGUUUUCCUACGUUUUUUCCCAUUUAAGUCCUUUUAUUUAAAAAAUGCCGUUGAAAAUCAAAAAAUGACAUGUUCUUUAGAGUACAAUCAAGAUAACUUGAGCUUUCAUAAAAGUUGCUACACGUGAAAAUCGGAGCAAGUUUACUAAGAAAAAACGUGUCCACAGACUAGAACAAAGAAGAAGAAAGAAAAAAAUUAAUAGCAUUGUAAAACCAAUAGCCCCCUCGCUAUGCUCGGAAUCUAAAAACAUAAUUAUAUUAUAAAUUAAUUUAUUGUAAAAAAAAUCUAAAUAUUCUUAGGCUAUAAUAUUAAACUAAAUUUAUAUCCUAAGAAAUAAAAUACAAAACAAUGAUGUAGUAAAAUAAUAUCUAUUCGGUAUGGCCCAUAAGUAGGUAUUUAAGAAUUCUACGAAUAUUUUGCCAGGUUAUCAGUGUGAUUAUUCAAUUCCAAAAGGGAGUAUAAAUAUUUUGCGUUGCUGUUGCGUUGCUGCACACUGAUCCUGUGGUAACAUUUUUAACGAUUGAUCUUUUGGUAUUUACAUUUCUCCAUUAAUUCUUAACAGUAUCUGUUACAUUUUCAAUAUAAUGUUUGCCAGGAAAAUCCGUCUCAUUUUGGGUCUCCAAUACCCGUAGCAGAAGUCAUGUCAGGGGCAAGCCUUACAAAUGUGAUGUGUGUGAGGAGACAUUUUCUCAAACAAUUUACCACUUCCGUUACAAUAAGGUUUUAUUUAUAUGCGCCUUAAAGUUAAAACACUAGGUUUCAAAAUUUGAGAUACUUAUUCAAGAUUGCUCGAUGCGUUAUCAUUAUCCAAAUACUUAUUAUAAUAUUUUAUCUAUAUUAGUGUUUGCAUUUUUCAAGUUCGCUAAUUAUCUAAGUAUCUUUUUAAAUCUUGGUUUAUGUCUAAUCCUAACACGAAAACGAACUGCAUAUGUAAAAUUAUUUUUUCUAACUUAUAAUUAUUCUAACCACAUGUAGUGAGGAAUCGGUUAUGGGAUGGACCAUGGAUAUAGUAGUUCGGAUUCGUGUUUGAGAAUAUGUUUUUUUACACAAACAGUGGUGUGGUUUUUCCCUGCUAUAAAUCCUUUUAUAGCUAUUUCAACGGUUCAGACAAGGUGAUUUUUUCUUGCACAUAUCACAUCUGUAAAGUUUUUCCCUGCUAUGAAUUCUUUUAUGGGUAUUUCAAUGGCUCGAAUGAGAUGAUUUUUUCUGGCAAACAUCACAUUGGUGAAGUUUUUCUCCGCUAUGAUAAAUUUUGUGUAAUUAAUAAUAAAAAAAAAAAUAAGUAACAUAAUUUAAUAUAAUUUUGACAGAGUCCUUUAAAUAGAAUACUAGUAAUUUAGUAGUAGGUUAGUCGGGGUAGUAUAAGUACCUACGCAAAAUUUUUCGUGGUUUUUAUGAAUCAGGACUCAAUCUGAAAGUGGUUGCUACCAUGUCUGUGGGAUAUGACCAAGUGGACUUAAAAUCCUUGAAAAAAUAUGGCGUGCGUUUAGGAAAUACGCCAGGUGUAUUGACUGAAGUAGCUGAAAUCGCACUGGGCCUCGUCAUUGUCACCACCAGAAGAUUUUUUGAAGUGAACCGAGAAUUAAAAACGUAAGUGUUGCUUAACAUCCAUUAACGAUUGCAAAAAAUUGUGCUGGUUUUUCUGUUCAAGGUUCAUUUUUCGAAUAUUUAUAAUUGAACUUUUUAUGUUUAUAAAGCAAUGGAAUCAAUUUAAAAGUUACAAACUCAACACAGUAUCUACCCCUCCAGACUCCCAAUACUCCCUCAUAAAAAACACCACUGACCUUUCUAUAUAAUAUAGGUAAAUAAUUAUUACACUGAAUAUGGUUAAUAGAUAUACAUUUUUAUGUUUUUCAUUUAGGGGUGGAUGGAAAGGGUGGACUCAGAACUGGAUGUGUGGUAGAGACAUAAACGGCUCGGUUGUGGAAAAAUUGAUACGUCAAUCGCCGAGAAAUUAA